Styela clava is the source of this 1924-nucleotide messenger RNA. Its product is annotated as microtubule nucleation factor SSNA1-like. The record is from RefSeq and is a predicted model, not a curated record. Gene Ontology annotation, cellular component: centrosome; ciliary basal body. NCBI's taxonomy places the organism in Eukaryota, Metazoa, Chordata, Ascidiacea, Stolidobranchia, Styelidae.
UGUUUUUAUAAUUUCCAGAAAUAGAGUCAAACCUGUAAUACUUUUUAUAAUAAAAUGUCACACCAAGGUGCAGCAUUGCAAAGUUAUAACAAUGAAUUGGUGAAGUGUAUUGAAGAUUUGUGCUCGAAACGAGAUGAACUUCACCGUCAAAUAUCUCAGGAAGAAGAAGAAAAACAAAAAUUACAGAGUGAUAUUAGAAUCUUAACUGAACGUUUGGCAAAAAUUAAUGAAAGCCUUGCUAAGAAAAUGUCUUCUCGAAAUGAAUUUGACAAAACGAUUGCUGAAACUGAAGCAGCUUAUAUGAAAAUCCUGGAAACAUCUCAAACUCUUUUGAACUCUGUUAAAGGUAGUUUAAAUCACGUUGAAGGGGGAAAACGACAUGAUAUAGAUUAUGCCUCAUGAUAAUUUUUCACUCCUUAUCUGUAGGAAUACCUGCGCACUUAAAUGUGAUUUUUUUUUUUUGUACACAUGUUAUGUACCUUUUUUGAGUAUAUGAGGGAAUAUUUGUAAACGGAUGUCCAGCGGCCAAUGACCUAAAAAUUGAUGUGUUCAGUUUUCAAUGCUGUCCGUUAUGUUCGCAAUAUUGAUUGUCAUACUGAUAACAGAAAAUGAUUCUAAUUCUAUAAUUGAUGGUCAUGUGCGAUUUUUGUGCUCGUUACUAAGUCCACAAGCAGGUCACUCUAGCUAGGCCCAGUUUUCUUCAACCUUUUUUAUCGUGGUUUACCUUUUUUUCAAGAACUUUGUAUACCUUACAAAUACCAAUGUUUAUUUAAGGCUUAGAUAAACAAUAAAUUUUAAGCGCAUACUGUACUGCAAAAUCAUCAUGCAAUCUAAUAGGCUAGUGUCUGCAAGUUAUAAAUUCGACUGACGCCUUAGCGUCAAUGGGAAUAAUGUUCAACGUAAAUUAAACGAAGUGCAUGGCAGCCGAAAUCAUCAACUCAGACACGUGAACACAUUAUCUAUAUAAUUUGUAAUGUAACAAUGUGCUCACGUUGAUUCUUAGCGUUAAUGACAUUUUAUAUUUCAUGUGCGCCGCGUUUGCAUUGUUGUCUCCACUUGAAUAUUCGAUAAUUUAUUAUAUUAGAGUUUAGAAUCCUUGACUUAGGCUGUACAGUGUACACCCUUUGUAUACCCUUCAUCAGUUGUAUACCCAACCUAUGGUCCGGUAUACCGUAUAGCCAGUUGAAGAGCACUACUCUAGGAAUCCCACAAAAUUGGUAAUUGUAUUAACGGGUUUUAUUGAUUUUGGGGCACCCUGUAUUUCAAUAUCUGAUUUGUAUUAGUAACCAGAACAUCAGGGGUGUGAUGUGUGACAAAAUUGAGUUGUCUUAUCAUAUUUUUUCAUUCUAUGGCUAAAUGAUAACUUGGAUACAUCAACUCGUGAUUAAUUUGGCAGUGCUGACUUGAUUGUCAAAACAUCUGAUUACCACAUGAUUUUUAUUCUAAGCACAUGAAAAUUACCAGUGACUCUGUAGUAUCCAAUAUAUUUUGAAUUAGGCCAUGUCAAGAAUGUAUAUAUCUUAUUACAUUCAAAGGUGCAAAUAUAUAAUGUAAUUCAUUAGUUUUAAAAGAACAUAUUUAUUUAUGUGCUCAUCUAAAUUUUGUUUUAAAAUACCGAAGUAUUUCGGUGAAGACUUUCUAAAGCUAACGGUAUAUUAAAGUAAAAAUUCACCUCGAUUAUUAAAAUUUUAAUAAAUUUUUUUUGAUAUCGCCAGUGCUUAUCGUUUUUUUAUUGAGUUUAUAAUUCGAGCAUUGAAUCUUUAUUGUAACUGGGUAUACAGGAAUGACUUUAGUUUCAUAAAGUAGUCAUUAUAUAUUGCAUCUUAUACUCGGAUAAAUCAGAAAUCUUUUGUUUAUUGUCUUCCGUAUUUAUUUGUCUAAUUUCUAUAUUUUGGAUAGAAAUAUAUUAGUUUAGUGAUAAUGA